UUUUAGGUAAUCAUUAUGUCUUCAGCAGACAAAGCAUCUGUAAAUGAUCUUCCUGUGAAUAAUCUGAAGAAAACUAUCUCUGAGCUCUUCCAGUCGGACUCAUACUCGCAAGAACAACUCGGUCGUAUCUCGAACGCCAUAGCCGUGUUUAUGGGGACCAAGUCUUCGAUUCCAUCAGAAGUAGACUCCGCGCAACCCAAUCGCGCCGCGGAUCGCGCUGAUCAGUCCAACGAGUUCUCAAUUCAAUCAGAAGUGGACUCCGCGCAACCCAAUCGCGCGCAUCGCGUUGAUCAGUCCGACGAGUCCUCACGUUCUUUAUCAUCAUUCAAAGUAGCUGCUGCGCCAUCAAAUCGCGCGCAUCACAUGGAUCUAUCCGACGAGUGUUCCAUCUCAUCGUUGCUGGCCUCUGCACACGUGAGUCGCGCACAUCGCGUUGAUCAGUCCAACGAGUCAUCUCCUUCUUCGUCAUCGAUCAAGCUGGCUGCUGCGCCACAAAAUCGCGCGCAUCACAUGCAUCAGUCCGAGGAGUCUUCUAUGUCAUCAUUGCUGGCCUCUGCGCCACUUAAUCGCGCGAGUCAUAUGGAUGUGUCCGACAAGUGCUCUCCUUCUUCGUCAUCAUUCAAACUGGCUGCUGCGCAACCCAAUCGCGCGCGUCACAUGGAUCUCUCCGACGAGUCUUCUGUUUCAUCAUUUGAACUUGCCUCUGCCCACUUGAAUCGCUCGCAACGCUUUGAUCAGUCUGACGAGUCUUCUCUCUCAUCAUUGCUGGCCUCUGCGCAACUAAAUCGCGCGAGUCAUGUGGAUAUGUCCGACGAGUCAUCUACUUCUUCGUCAUCAUUCAAACUGGCUGCUGCGCAACCCAAUCGCGCGCGUCACAUGGAUCUCUCCGACGAGUCUUCUGUUUCAUCAUUUGAACUUGCCUCUGCCCACUUGAAUCGCUCGCAACGCUUUGAUCAGUCUGACGAGUCUUCUCUCUCAUCAUUGCUGGCCUCUGCGCAACUAAAUCGCGCGAGUCAUGUGGAUAUGUCCGACGAGUCAUCUACUUCUUCGUCAUCAUUCAAACUGGCUGCUGCGCAACCCAAUCGCGCGCGUCACAUGGAUCUCUCCGACGAGUCUUCUGUUUCAUCAUUUGAACUUGCCUCUGCCCACUUGAAUCGCUCGCAACGCUUUGAUCAGUCUGACGAGUCUUCUCUCUCAUCAUUGCUGGCCUCUGCGCAACUAAAUCGCGAGAGUCAUGUGGAUAUGUCCGACGAGUCUUCAAUACCAUCAAAAAUGGACUCCGCACAACCUAAUCACAUGGAUCAGUCCAACGAGUCGUUGACGGAUACUCCUGCUUCUGUUUCCGAGCCAUUUUUCGCUCUAUCGGAAUUAAUCCUCAGUAUUUUCCUUCAACACAAUUUAUCACAAGGAUCAUCAGUGAAUCCCACAAUCUUUUUGUCCCAGAUAAUUGGUCACUUCCUUGCUUCUAAUGAGGCUCGUAAUCCCGAGGUACCCGCGAUGGCAAUUGCUAAGCUGUUCGUCACCGUUAUACGCAGAGCACUGAAUGGCUGUGAGGAUCGCCAAUGCGGACUAUCGGACUGUCGUCGUUACUCUUUUUGUUCGUCAUUCGCAUCCCAUGACAUCAUCGCCAGCGCUCACAGUGAUUAUUUUUGUCUUUUGGAACAAAGUCGCGAACCUACAACGGACCUUUGCAAGGACUGUCAUUUGCCAAUACUACUUGUGAAUUUCAACGACAAACUCCAUUCAAAACAAGGAAUCAGCAGGUUCACUGAGAAUUACGUCGGGAAUUUGCCGCCUAUGGUUCACUUCUAGGGAUUACCAGAAAAACACUGGAGACAAAUCUACGUAUGAAGCCUUUAUUCAUAUAUGUCAAUGAAGUUAUUCACGCAUUUGCUGAAGUAAUAAGUACAAUAAUAAAUGAAGUUUGAUAAUCGGUGC
This is a messenger RNA of Cylicocyclus nassatus, 1938 nucleotides long. NCBI's taxonomy places the organism in Eukaryota, Metazoa, Nematoda, Chromadorea, Rhabditida, Strongylidae. The record is from the annotation of a GenBank genome assembly.